UCCUCCUUCAAGAUGACAACAAAAUACUGCAAAGCUUUUUUUGCACAGAAAUAUAAAUACAUUAAGAUAAGUUAGAUUUUUAUAGCUGCGUUUGAUGGCUGACGAAGGCUGAAAACCUUUUUAUAUCAUCCUCAUUAUCACAAAUACCGAAAUACCAAGAAACAAGGUCAUAAAUUCUAAACUUUCACUUUCAGGAGCUGUCCUCCAUAGAAAGACAGUGUACGGAACUAGUUGUAGUCCAGUUAGUUACCAAAGACUAUAAUACCCAUAUCGCAACAUACUUAGUACGCACGCGCGUCCAAUGCGGAACUUCAGACGAUUGGAGGAUGUGCAAGCAGGUCCUAACUAAAAGGGCUGUAAGGAUGACCUAUAGUUGUAAACAGUGAAGGUGUACGGUAAGAAAUUGUAACUUUGAGGAGCAUUAAUUUUAUUAGGACAAAAAUGAAGAGCUGCCAUGUGUUCUAUCUUAUCUACACCUUGUCUCUCCUCUUGGGUCUAAUUUGUAUUAUAAUUGUGACUACUUGGAGUAAGGUCUACAGAGGAGGCUUUGCCUGGGAUGGCUCGGCGAAGAUGUUUAAUUGGCAUCCUGUCUGCAUGGUGACUGGGCUUGUUGUCCUUUAUGGGAAUGCCAUUCUUGUAUACAGAUUGCCCUUCACCCAGUCGAGGAGCAAGUUGCUCGUAAAGCUAGUUCAUGCUACAUUGAACCUUGGUGCAUUUUCUCUUGCCAUUAUUGGGUUGGUGGCAGCAUUUGGGUUCCACAAUAAGAUGCACAUCCCCAACUUGUAUUCCAUACACAGCUGGGUGGGAUUUGCAGCCAUUAUUCUCUUUGGCUUUCAGUGGCUGCUGGGAUUCCUGGCCUUCUUACUGCCCUGCACACCCCUCUGGCUUCGAGCUGCUUACAAAGAUCUGCAUGCCUUCUUUGGACUCUGCAUCUUAGUAAUGGCCAUUGCUGCUUCUCUGUCCGGAAUUAAUGAAAAGUUAAUAUUUGUGCUUAAUGCUCCAAAUUCAACUAGUUCCUACAAGAAUCUGCCACCUGAAGCAUGUCUGGCCAAUGUUUUGGGAGUGAUUCUGUUGUGUUUCUCCAUGACUGUUGCCUGGAUGCUCCUUAAGCGUGAUUGGCAGCGUCCAAAUGCACGUGAAUCUGUACUUGGUGAUGCCACAGAGCCACUUCUGACUGAAGACUAAAUGAUGAAUAGCUGAAGCUUUUCGGAUGCAGUUGGAGAAGCAGUUGAGAUUUGUAUAGUGUUGCUGUUAUGCUGCAUGGAAUUGACUCCUCAACUAUGGUCUUUCCCUAGAGCAAUGAUUUGAAGGAACUUUAGUAUUAGUUUGUGAAGUCUAAAAGUAGACAGGAUCUAAAUUGAAUAAGAGGGUGGAAUAGACCUUCUCCUGUAUCUGCUUUACACUUCUGAUUUUAGCCAGUCUGUUCCAAGGAAGGACUGUAAGUAGACCACUUAAAUUAAACGUUGUAUAAUACUACUUUCAUUUGAAGCCAGAAACUCCAUUAGCAUGAUUAAUGCAAUUAGGAAACUGUUGACCCAUUUUUAAUAUUGGGGGAAGAGGGAGAAAGAGUUAUAGGCUUAAAAUGUUGACCUGUUGUCAUUUGAAACCUUUCUGUUGUUUUCCAAAUUUGAGACUAUUUUGUUUUUUUACUUUUGUGGAACACUUGCUUGCACUUACUCCAGAGUAACCCCUCUUAAGGAAAAGAACUGAUCAUGUAGAAUCUAACUUGUGGAAAGAACUGCAUUUUGUCACAUGCUAGGACACAUGUAACCUUUUUGGCUUUUAAAUUUUUGCACCACAAAGCUGAGCAUUUUACUUUCAUUUUGAGAUUAGGCUUGAAUCCAGCUUCAAUUAUUGGAGGCUUCUCAUGAUGCUUAUGUCUUUUGAUUUGAAAUUUGAGGAAUCUCAUAUGUCCAAAACUGGCAUAUGAUUACAGUUCAAAAAAAGUUUGCACAAGAUUGGUACUUGAGACUUAAUGAUGAAUGAUAUUCUGCCAGAAUUUAAGUUUUUACUCCUUCCAGCAAAAGCUUUCUUGUAUAUUUGCACUUUUUCAGAUUUAUUUUCUUGUUUGUUGAUCGUUGGCCUGUUCUUUUUUAAAAAUGUACUCUUUCUGAAGUGUAGAAUCUUUUGUGAGAAGGAAAAAGAAAAUUGAUAAAUUUAUUUGCUGUUUUUUAAAUGUAAUCACCUAAGAUUCUAAGAUGAAAAAUUCUUAAAUGUAUUUAACACUUGUAGAUACUGUCAACCUUUAAAUAUAUGACUUGGAUUUGGUUGAUUUUUUUUUGCUCGCCUGAAGUGUAAUUUUUAAGUGGACUAGGACACUACAAUUCAGCUAGUUUAAAGGUUACCAGUUCCAAAUUUAGAAGUACAAUUGUACUGUUUUGAAUAUUCAGCAUUUCAAAUUGUAAUUUCAUUUUCCAUUCUGGGAAAGGGAAUUUGUGCAGAUAUUUAAAUUGGCUUAAAUUGAAACUGCAGGGGCUAAUCCAUAUUGCUAUUGUUUCCUCUGAAGAAAAUUGGUCUUGCAUCCUGACUCUGCAGGACUUUUUUUUUUGAAAAAAAAGUUUUAUUACCAGUUAAAUGAUUGUGUGCAUAUUAUACAGCAGUCAAUCAAGUCCAACAAUAACUCUGAAGUCAGAACUCUUUUUAUCUAAGCUAUGUGGAUAACAGGAAAACUAUUGACCAGUACAUCAUAGGAAAAUCCCUGGUUUUAAAAAUACUGCUAGGGUGUCUUACAGACAUGAUUUCAGUUAAAUAUGCCUUCUGUAAGACUGCACCUCAUAAUGGGUGCAGAAUUGAGGAAGAUAAAAGUCACCAAGGAGCAAAGCUCAACUCAUUAGCUGCUUCUACAGAGAUUAAUUAGUAAUGCUGUCCAGUAAUAGCAUGAACAUCAACUUAAUUGAAGAGGUAAUGAGAAAGUUAAUAGCCUUAAAUGUUGUCCUUUUAAAAAAUUUAAACUAAAAUGUAAUUUUGAAUUAUAGAACACAUUUGCUGCACACUAAAAAUAGUAUGGCAAGAGAAGAUAAGAAUCUGUAUAAACCAACGCCAAGUGAUAACAUUCACAGCUAAUUAAUUUCACAACGUUUAACUCUGACCUUGGAACAAAACUCUGUCAAACUAAAUUCUUUCCUGAAUUAUUGUCCUUCGCUAUUAUCUGUCUAGUUCAGAACAUGCAGUGCUUUCAUUAACUUUUGUGUUUGUGACAGUAAUGCCUUUGUAAGCCUGUGUAUAAAAAUAGUCUGUUUUUGAUAGCUACUCUGUCGUACUGGCUAGGGCUCUUGAAAGAAGUGAUUUCCUACUCUGGGGUUUAAUAGAAUCCAAUUAGCUUGAUUUAUAGGUAUCCGUGUUAUGUUGUAACAGUGAUGCUAUUAGUAAAUGAAGGGAAUGAUUUAAAAUUGAACUAAUCUGUCUGUAAGACUUGGUUUUUUUU
Messenger RNA from Chiloscyllium plagiosum (whitespotted bambooshark), 3424 nucleotides. The record is from RefSeq and is a predicted model, not a curated record. Lineage: Eukaryota; Metazoa; Chordata; Chondrichthyes; Orectolobiformes; Hemiscylliidae.